Molecule: messenger RNA, 380 nt
Organism: Owenia fusiformis
Lineage: Eukaryota; Metazoa; Annelida; Polychaeta; Sabellida; Oweniidae
Source: the annotation of a GenBank genome assembly
AAAUGUAAAUUUCAAGAAAUUGAUGGUAUUAGGGAGGUACAUUUUUUGUUCAGUUUUUCUGAAACAUAGAAAUAUUGCAUGCACCACUUCAAAAAAAGUAAACUUUGGACAUUUCAAUUCAGAAAAGCUCACUGUAGCCAAAGUUACUCACCGUCUUCUUGUUUUCUGUUCUUUCUAUAGUUUUCCUCAACAUGAGUGCAUGAGAAAUAGGUGGCGUUCAAGUUGUCUUUGUCAGGUGGCGCACCAGUAUGGGAGCCAAAUAGGUUCCAUUGGACCUGUUCCAUUAGAGCUGCGGGAGGGUCGUAGAAAUAGUGGACUAGAUAGUCUAGCAGCAACAGUAGCCUAGACAGAGCCAUAGGUAGUGUUGUCUCUAGUGUGCU